UACGAGAGGAGAAGAAGACUUCGCUCCUUCGCAGGGACCAGCGCGUCUUCUUGUCCUCCAAAAUGUCCAAGUUACAGCAGCUCAGACUCUUCGUGAAUGAGCGUCUGACAGCAGCAGCGGAGGAAAUCUUCGGCGCCGUGGAGAGAACCAUAUUAGAGUUUCACACUGACAAAGCUUUUGUGUCCCAGUCAGAAGAUGUGAAGCCCAACGAGCUGCUAACGCUAGCCGAGGCUCUCAAAGCAGAGGAGGAGGAGGUGUUCCCGGCAGGCUCCCAACAGGCGAGUGUAUCCGAAGCAGAGGUCUCCACACAGACAACAUAUGCUCAGGCCAGUCAGCUGUUGGUGAAGCAGGACAUACUGAGAGCAGACUUUCUGGUAAAUCAGGAACACUGGCCGAGAGGAGACAAAGGCCAGCUGCAGGAUCUGUUACACUGUGAAGCUGUGGCUUGUUUCAAAUCUGAACAGAGCGCAGGGUCCCCCUCCUCAUGCUUUCAGAGCCAAAGUGUGGCAAGCACACAGGGAGUAGUGCUUUUCCCCCAUGCCUCAACAGAGUCUAGGAAAAUUAAGCAGGAAGCAGAUGGAUGUGGAGGAUCGGAUUUCUGCCAGCCCAUCUCCUCAGAUAGUGGGGCUGAAAAUGAUGCCUGUGAUAAUGAAAGGAUGGAGAGCAGAGCAUCCAAUUCAAAGACAGUGCAGCCAAAAACAAAGCAAAAGCAGAAGCAGAAGAGUUCCAGCUUAAGCACUAAGAAAAGGACAAGUCCUUUCUGUUGUAAGCUCUGUGGAGAAUCUUUCUGCCACAGGAAUUCAUUGAUGAUUCACCUGAAAACACACGGAGACUGUGCGCUGCAGCACAUAGAAACACACAAGGAGGACAAUCUGUGUCACGUCUGUGGCAAAACAUUCACCACAAAGACCCAUUUAAAACGGCACAUGCUGAUCCACACGGGUCAGAAGCCUCACUGCUGCAAGGAGUGCGGCAGGAGAUUCGCACGAGGCGAGUGUUUGAGAGUGCACAUGAGGAUCCACACAGUGGAGAGGCCGUACACAUGUGGAGUGUGUGAGAAAGGAUUCAGACAGAGAAGUAAUCUAAUUACUCACAUGAGAAAGCAUACGGGAGAGAAACCUUACCGCUGUGGCAUCUGCUCAAGACCAUUUGCAUACAAGAAGGACAUGCUGAGACACACGCAGAUCCACACAAAGACGUGAAAGACUCUCCACCGUGAUAAGCUUUGGUCUAGUACUUCUGAGUUUAACUUGUUUGCUGUUAUAAAUUUUUUUCCUUUUGGUUAAGUGUGAAAAAAGAGAAGUGAAAGUGUGUUUAUUAAUAGAGCAAAGUGCAUUUUCAAAAUGCUUGUUGUAGAUUGCAAGGGCUAGGCAGUUAAUCCCAUUUUAACCUCCUUUACAAACAAAAAACAAACAAAAAACAUUUCAUAAAUAUUAAAAAUAAGCGAGUCUGCUGCUGCCUGGAUGCAUUCAUACAUCUGCAUGGUCAGACAUCUCAGUUGAGACUGUGCGCCACCAGAAGCUGCCCAGUCUUCUACCAGAUGAAAGUGUCUUUGUCAUUUAUUUAAUUUCCAAUUGAAUUAUAUUUUUUGACAUUAAGCAGGCCUGCAAAGUGUCUCACAAGAGCAACAUAAUAUUACAUGUCAUGGGUGGGUGUGUGGGGGGGUCCUGGGUGUUUUUAAUAUAGCUGCAUUAAUGUGUAGAACCUCUCUAAAAUAAUUAAUAAUAUCAUUUUAGUGUGUUCAUGUGUGUGAACAGCCUGUUCUGUUUUUAAGGGUAUCAACAGGGCCGUGUUCCAGA
Neolamprologus brichardi is the source of this 1799-nucleotide messenger RNA. RefSeq lists its product as uncharacterized. Gene Ontology annotation, cellular component: nucleus. NCBI's taxonomy places the organism in Eukaryota, Metazoa, Chordata, Actinopteri, Cichliformes, Cichlidae. Gene Ontology annotation, biological process: regulation of gene expression. The record is from RefSeq and is a predicted model, not a curated record.